GGGCACCAGAGGAAUAACCCUUCACCGACGACUGUCGCUCAAGACUCCUGACAUUGCUGCAGCCAGGAAUCAUGAAUUACGCUCGGUUUCUGACAGCUGUCAGUGCAGCGAGAAAGCCUUCCACCAUCAGGAUGUUGACUGAGCUGCAGCUGCGGUCGCCUCCGUCACUGAUUUCUUUGGCCGGAGGAGCUCCUAACCCCAACACCUUCCCCUUCCAGUCAGCAUCCAUCACAGUGAAGAACGGGGAGACAGUCACCUUCGAUGAGGUGGCGAUGAAGAGGGCUCUGCAGUACUCUGCCUCUAAUGGAAUACCCGAGCUGUUGACAUGGAUGAAGGACCUGCAGAAGAACCUCCACAACCCACCGACCGCCAGCUACAGUCCUGAGAGAGGUCAGAUGGAGAUGUGUGUGACGACGGGGAGCCAAGAGGGACUCUGUAAGGUUUUUGAGAUGUUGGUUAGCCCCGGAGACAACGUUCUUCUGGAUGCACCCACGUAUUCGGGCACGCUCGCAGCACUACAGCCUCUCGGGUGCAACUGUAUAAACGUUGCCAGCGAUCAUCAUGGCAUGAUACCUGCAGCCCUUAAGGAAGUCCUGUCCCGAUGGGAUCCGUCAGAGGUCCACAAGCCUGGCAGCACCGCUCCAAAAAUCCUCUACACCAUCCCCAAUGGAGGAAACCCCACUGGUGCCUCCAUGACAACAGAGAGGAAGAAGGAAGUGUACGAGCUGGCCAGGAAGUACGACAUGCUCAUCAUCGAGGAUGACCCCUACUAUUUCCUACAGUUUGAAAAGUCAUGGGCUCCCACGUUUCUCUCCAUGGAUGUUGAUGGGAGGAUCAUCAGGACCGACUCUUUCUCUAAAAUUCUGUCUUCAGGGCUCAGGAUAGGUUUUGUGACCGGUCCCAAACCUCUCAUAGACCGGGUGGUGCUGCACAUCCAGGCUUCGACGAUGCACACAAGCACUUUCACGCAGCUCAUGGUGUCUCAGUUGUUGCACAGCUGGGGACAAGAGGGUUUCCUUCAACACAUAGACAGGGUGAAUGAAUUUUACAGGAAACAGCGAGACGCCAUGCUCAGCUCUGCAGACAAAUGGCUCAAAGAUGUAGCGGAGUGGCACGCACCAUCAGCAGGCAUGUUCCUGUGGAUGAAAUUGAAGGGCAUAGCUGAUACCCAGCAGCUGAUUAUGGAGAAGGCAUUGGAGAAAGAGGUACUGCUGGUUCCUGGAGGUUGCUUCAUGAUCAACAGUAGUGACCCUUGCCCCUACGUCAGAGCGGCCUUUUCUCUCUCCACACCGGAGCAGAUUGAUGAGGCUUUCAAGAGACUCUCUGCACUCAUCAAAGAUGCUUUGUGACAACGUAUUCGUCCCUGGCACAUGCUGGAUUUUCUGAACAUGUGGCUUUAGUGAAGAUUAGAUUUAAUAGUGUGUUCUUAUGAUCAAAAUUAGAGUGAUACAAUCCCCAAAUCAGGACCUACACAGAUCACCUAAAGGUUUGCUGACUGGGUAAAGAAGGUAUCUGAUAAUUAGAGUGAUGCACGCCCUCCUUAGUUUUUUUAAGCAGACAAAGAAUUGGGUACAAUACACCCUGAAAAUGUUUCGGGAAGUUCUCCUAAAUCUAGUUUUUCUAAAUCUAGCCUUGACCAAUCACAGAAACAUCGGUCUUUGUGAUGAAUUCAUGUUACCAAAUUGAUCAUUUUCCAAAGAAGAAUGAUCCAUUCCUUAGCAAGCAGGAGCAAAUGAUUGUGCUGCUGGUGUCUAAUACAUCCAUAAUCACAUUCAUCAGUACUUCAAGAUCAUCUUCAGACACAGCCAGGGUGCUAUCAAACAAAACCCUUUGUAUCUUGUUAGGACUAAAUCUUCUGAAGGGAAUCUAACUCCUGUCUGUUUCUUUGGUUUCUCCCUGAUGCAAAGAAAAGACACUGGCCUCUUUUCUUUUCAGUGCAGAUUUGAACAGAUUUAAUGUGUCCUGGCUUUUUGUAGUAAUCACAGAUAACCUCAAAACAAGGGGGGUGGUGAGCCUCAUUGGUCCUCUGUCUUCUGUUCUUUCUUUUUCUGGAACAGAAAAUAACAGGAAAGAAGGAAGUAAAGCUCAAGACGGAAGAGACAACUAACUGUCAGAGUAAACAGGAAAUGAAUAAUGACAGCAACUAAAGUAAGGAAACACUGAAGCAUGAAAGAAGUAAUAUCGAGGGAAACGGAUAAAGAUGAGAGAGAGGGAGGCACAGAAAAGGAAACACUGAAAACACUAAACACAAAUAAACUCAAAAUAGGAACUAAAACCAAAUGUGAAAAAACAAGCACUCUAAAAAUGCACAAACAAGAAUACAACAGGAACUAAAGCACGAGGUCCUGUAAUCAAAGCCUAACAGUAAUCCCACACUAAGAGCAGAGGAACAACAAUGAAAUCCAACAGAAAACACAAGAAUCCAAAACUCCAAAGAAACUCAGACCCCUGAAACCCAAACCAGGGUAACCAUGACGAUACAUCCUAAUGAAAAAUGGCUGUGAGACAUCAACAUAAGUUUGUCAAGCCUGCAUUAAAAAGCUACACAAUCACUGCACGAGAGGAUGGCUUUGUCUUGUCUGUGUAAUAAAGUAAGGAAUUUUUAUCAUUUA
Molecule: messenger RNA, 2612 nt
Organism: Archocentrus centrarchus (flier cichlid)
Lineage: Eukaryota; Metazoa; Chordata; Actinopteri; Cichliformes; Cichlidae
Gene: aadat
Product: aminoadipate aminotransferase
Exons: 14
Coding region: 72-1349 (425 amino acids)
Biological process (GO): biosynthetic process
Molecular function (GO): pyridoxal phosphate binding; L-kynurenine:2-oxoglutarate transaminase activity
Source: RefSeq, a predicted model, not a curated record